AUGCUGCUGAAGCCCAAGGAGGAGACGGGUGACAGCCAAACCGGCGCCGAUGUUCGCGGUCUUCGCAAGGUCCGAGCUCAAAGUCCCUGGACAUGGCGACCACUUACGCUCAUUACGACUGCCCUCGCGCUGUUGUCGCUCUCUCUCAUCGUUCGCUCGUCCCUCAAGCUCCAGGUCGAUCCCGAAGGAUGUGUCAUGUCCAUGAUGACACCGACCUACAUCAAGCUCUCCGGUUUCGACACCGAACAUUCGCGCUUCGCCACGAAGUACUCGCUCUAUCUUUAUCGGGAAGAAGGGGUAGAUGAAUACACGAGAGAUAACAUUGGUCUAAGAGGAGCACCGGUUCUUUUCAUUCCAGGAAAUGCUGGGAGUUACAAACAAGUCCGAUCCCUCUCUUCCGAGGCCUCCCGUUAUUACCACGACGUCCUACGACAUGAUGCGAAUGCCGUCAAAGAGGGUAUCAGGUCCCUCGACUUUUUCACCAUCGAUUUCAACGAGGACCUGUCUGCCUUCCAUGGCCAAACCCUGCUGGAUCAAGCCGAAUACGUCAACGAGGCUGUCGCGUAUAUCCUCUCCUUAUACCACGACUCGCACCGACUCCGUCGCGAUCCCCGGUUACCAGACCCCAGUUCUGUCAUUCUCAUUGGACAUUCCAUGGGUGGAAUCGUCGCACGCACUGUGCUGGUGACACCCAAAUACCAGGCAAACUCAGUCAACACUAUUAUCACCAUGUCCACGCCUCAUGCUCGGCCCCCGGUCACGUUUGAUGCGGACGUGGUGUCAUUGUACCGACUGGUAAAUGAGUACUGGAGAGAAUCCUAUUUGCAACGAUGGGCCAGCAACAAUCCCUUAUGGCACACCACUUUGAUUUCCAUCGCCGGAGGAGGACGUGACACUACAGUGCCUUCUGACUACGCCAAUAUCGCGUCGCUCGUCCCCGAAAGUCAUGGCUUCACUGUCUUCAGUUCGACUAUCCCGAACGUCUGGACUUCCAUGGACCACCUCGCCAUCACCUGGGCAGACCAGAUGCGAAAAGUCAUUAUAAGGUCGUUAUAUGACGUUGUGGAUGUUCGUCGCGCCGCGCAGACGAAACCUCGAUCGGAAAGAAUGAAAAUCUUCAGGAAAUGGUUUCUGACUGGUCUCGAAGACGGCGCACCCAAGAAUCUGCAGGACUCCGCACAUGAAGUGCUUCUGACCCUGGGUAACGGCUCGAGAUCGUCCGUGGCGAAAGAUAACAGCAUUACUUUGCGCAAACUCGGAGCUCAGGAUCAGAUGUCUGCGGUCCUGCUCCCCAUCCCAGCUGUCGACAAUUUCGCCUCGAAGCGGUUUUCGCUUCUGACAGACCAACAGAUGGCUAUCCACGGUAGCUUUGAGAAAUUGGAGGUCUUAUUCUGCAGCGCAUUCCCGCUUGCAGGAGGGUUGACUUCUACGCCCUUAUCGGUCCAGUUCGAUCUCUCGACUGGUGAUCCGAGCGCGACACGGCUGGCUUGCAAAAGACCCGUCGGAGAUGGCAUCCAGCUGCCAGCCUCGACCAGAAUGUCCCAAUUUGCGUUCGAACAACAACCGCCUUUUACCUAUCUGGAGUAUGAUCUGAGAGAUCUCCAAGACUAUCAGUUUGUGGCAAUCAUCGACAAAUCCACAGAGAUCAGGAACGGGUGGGCCUACGCAGAAAUCGCCUCCACCCCAGACUCCACUGUUGCUUCUGACGUGAGUCUGCUCAUGCUUUUGCUCCGAGGACUCAACGUAGAACUUCCUCCCAGUCGCCCAGUGGUGACGGAGAUUCGGGUGCAGUCCUUGAGAUCGAGCUUGUUGGCCUUCUCUCUUCAAGUUCGACAACAUGGUUGCGGUUCAGACAAUGAACUAUUUACGCCUUUGAUCCGACAGCACAUCGACAGUCCUUACGAGUCCAAGUACUUUGUCAACAUCAAGCAAGGAGAUGUCAAUCUCCACGGAGUGGCCCCGUUCAUGCCACCCCCCCUCGAUGGUCGCGAGCAGAAAGCUGGUGUCGCUUUUCAAAUUUGGUCUGAUCCCACUUGCAAUUCCUCCUUGGAACUCCGUCUGCGAGCAGAUCCUGUUGGAAGUCUGGGUAAGCUCGUGGUCAGAUAUCGGACUGUCUUUGCCGUGUUUCCAUUGUUGGUUGUGGCUAUGGUUCUACGAAAACAAUUCCGGGUAUAUGACAAUUUAGGCGUCUUCAUAUCAUUCUCCGAGAGCUUGGACCAAAGCUUACGAUUGCCCCUACCGGUUCUGUUACUGUCAAUGACUUUCUUUGCUACUGCAUUCACAACAGCGAGUUCAGCAAAUCUUGGAUCAAACAGUCAUCUACCGAAUAAUGGAACGACCAUCAACUUCUCGCAAAACGACCUUCUCUUAGGAUCUCAGGACACAUUUUUCUGGUUCCUCGUUCCUCUGGCCGGGCUGCUUAGUAUUGGUGCCUGUGCCGUUUUGAACUACGCCGUUUUGGCAUUGCUACACGUUAUCGUCACACUCUCUCGCCUAGUGUCGCAACGCUACGUUAAGAGCGAUGACAGUGAGAAGGCAACUGCCUCUGCUUUUGUUGCAAGUACGCCGCGGCGCCGAGCAAUCAACACAGCCGUCCUUCUGUUUCUCGUCGCCACCGUUAUCCCCUAUCCAUUCGCGUAUGUGGUCGCUUGUAUUGUACAAUUUUCUACCUGUUCGCGGGCGUUACGGCAUGCCAAAGAGUCUAGAUCUGGGCCGGCACAUAAUUUCUUCAACUACACAUACUCCAUACUCAUUUUAAUGCUUUGGGUCUUGCCGAUCAACCUGCCGGUUCUGGUUGUCUGGAUCCAUAACAUGGCGGUUCACUGGUUGACACCGUUCUCCUCGCAUCAUAACGUGUUGUCCAUAAUGCCUUUUAUCCUGUUGGUCGAAACCCUUUCGAGUGGGAUGAUGGUGCCCACGGUCAGAUCCUUCAGAUGGGCGACGAAUCUAUUGUUUUUCGUUCUCGCUGUCUAUGCCGCCUUGUAUGGCAUGACUUAUGCUUACAGAUUACACUACAUUGCCAACAUCAUUGCCUUGUGGUUGGUCUUAUUACAUUUCUCAACCUACCAUCCACGAAUUCCUACCUAG
Rhinocladiella mackenziei CBS 650.93 is the source of this 3087-nucleotide messenger RNA. RefSeq lists its product as uncharacterized. Lineage: Eukaryota; Fungi; Ascomycota; Eurotiomycetes; Chaetothyriales; Herpotrichiellaceae. The coding region runs from base 1 to 3087 and encodes 1028 amino acids. Gene Ontology annotation, biological process: endoplasmic reticulum to Golgi vesicle-mediated transport; GPI anchor metabolic process. Gene Ontology annotation, molecular function: phosphatidylinositol deacylase activity. Gene Ontology annotation, cellular component: endoplasmic reticulum. The transcript has a single exon. The record is from RefSeq and is a predicted model, not a curated record.